AACAAAACUAGAUUUAGAAGUUGUUAAUCUGUUGCUAUGAGCCAGUAGGGAUUGUAAAUUUUGAAGAGAUGAAGAAACUGCUCUGAGUAUUCCAUAGGAAGAAGGUUUGUCAUUGUCAUAGAAAGGAACAACCACUAGUCAUUUGGCUACUUCUAACAACCAAAGAAACUUUGAAAUGCAGAAUCCACCACUGAGAGCACAAAGUCCUCCUCCUCCUCCACCGCCACCACUACCGCCAUCUGCUUCAUCAUGUAUGUCGCUUUCAAACAUCGACAAAGGUUUUGUCCCUAACACCGAAGUCAACAGCAUCCAUUCACAUAAUCUGCUUAGAUUCCAAGAAAAUAUUCCUUCCAACAAUUCUGGCCAAAUUCUCGCAUUUAAUAAACCAGUUAACUAUGUCUUGCAGAGUGGACGGACUUGUGGUGUUGUUGCUUUGUCAAUGGCCAGUCAGUUGAUAAAGAAUGUGGAUCCAGACACAAUUUAUAUGUCUGCCCUCAUUCGGGGAUUCAGUAAAGGUGGGGAAUUAUUUUCUGCUUACAAUGUUGCAGUUUUAGCUGAAGAUUUACUAAACUGUGAUGCUGAAGUAUUAAGUGAUCUGCAUAGUCAAAAAAGUGUACUCCUAAAUCAUCUUUGCGAUGGAUGGCCUGUGUUAAUACCUUACGAUGCCGAUAAAAAUCAUUUCCCAUGCUUAAAUAAUGGACUUUCUGCCCAUUGGGCUGUUAUAACUGGAUUAUGUUUCCCUGUGGCAGAAGAUCUUGAUUUAACCUCCGUCCCAGGAAUUAAAACUAAGGUUGGUGCAAACAUUAAGUUAUGUCAUGUGAAAGAAGGUCAAUUUCUGAAACCCUAUUUAGAUUUUUCUACAAACAUGCACGUUUAUGCUCAUCAAGGAAAAAGUAGGUAUAUGUCUGUGUGGAAUUUAGAUAGACUUUUGGACAGUAAUCUUAAUAUGUAUGAGGUUGGUAAAAAGUUUUUACCAGAUGAAUUAGUUCUUCCGGAGAAUGAUGCGCUUUCUGAAUUAAGAAAUAAAGCUGUCCUCCUGAAAAAGAAAGCUUCUUGAGCUUUACACUGCUGAUUAGUUCUUUUGAGAGACAAAGCUUCUUAAUACCCUGUUUGCACUGAGGAAAUAGAGCUGCCUUUUUUCAGUGCAAUUGCUGUGAUCCUACUUCGUGCAUUAAGAAAGUCUCUCUCCUUGAGUGACUUUCCAACCUCAUUCAGCAACAAAGCAGCAAUGUUUUGUCAGUGCGAAAGGGUAAUUGUUGUUAAGUUUUCUUAAUUUUUAAAAGCUUCAUAAGGCUCUUAUUAUUAUUAAGUUUUCUAAGUUUUAAUUUAUGAUUGGAAAUAAAAUUCCUAUGUUAUUUUUUAGAGUCAUAAUAAUAUAAAUGAUCAUGGGAAAAAGGAACUGAAGGCUUGUUUUCUUUUAUUUUACUUUACACAUUACUUUAAAUGUGUGCUGUAUAAUGCUUCUUUCAAUGAUAGCAAACUCUUUACACAUUUUUUGUUUUUGAUUACAUAAAAUUUACAUCAUAUAUGUGAAAAAACUAUGUGAAAUAGUCAUAAGUUCUUUUAUUUGAAUCGUUUGAAACUUUCCCGGAAUAUUGUUGAAAUGUUAUGACAGUGCUUUUAAAAUUGUGUAUGUUAACUGUAUUUUUGUCCAAAAGAUGAUGAGAGUAGAAGCUUUUUUGGUGUGUUUGUUUCCUACUAUUUAUUUAUUUAUUUGUUUAUGAAAGUUAUUCUUAUAAUUACAUUCUCUUUUCUUCAUUUGGUUUGUUAAUUAUUCAAUAUCAUUUGGUGUAGGCUUUAUUUAAUAGAUUCAAGACUUUAAUUUCUAUUUUGUAGAUAAAAUUAUUUAUCCCUUAGGGAAAUGAUUGGUAUUCAAGAUAGUUGUGACUAUUCAACAUUUCAAAAUAUACUCAUAAUUUGGAUUAAUUCUGGAUUUAUUGACUUAAUGUGUUGAUUUACUUUGUUUCACUGAAACUAGAUGUGUGCAUUUGAAUUUUGCUGUAUUAGUCAUACUUGUAUACAAACAAAUAUAUGGGUGAAUUAUUAAAUUACAUUCUGUUUGAGA
This is a messenger RNA of Uloborus diversus, 2065 nucleotides long. Its product is annotated as centrosomal protein of 19 kDa-like. Gene Ontology annotation, cellular component: spindle pole; centrosome; ciliary basal body. The coding region runs from base 176 to 1057 and encodes 293 amino acids. The record is from RefSeq and is a predicted model, not a curated record. Lineage: Eukaryota; Metazoa; Arthropoda; Arachnida; Araneae; Uloboridae. Gene Ontology annotation, biological process: trans-Golgi to periciliary membrane compartment transport; microtubule anchoring at centrosome. The transcript is spliced from 3 exons.